UGGUUCAAUAUAUAUAACAACGAAUCCGAUCCUCUUUUCAUCUCACACCUACUGCCACCAGUGAAAGUCAUUCCUGCACAUCGAAUGGCGGUUCACGGUGACGAUGACACCAUGGUGAUGGUGGUUCCCAAACUCUCUCCGCCCAACACCUACGAAGCCGUCGUCAAUGGUGGCACCUUCGACCGAUUGCACGACGGCCACCGCCUCUUCCUCACCGCUUCAGCGGAGUUGGCAAGGCGCCGGAUUGUAAUUGGAGUUUGCGAUGGACCUAUGCUGGCAAAAAAACAGUUUGCUGAACUGAUACAGCCCAUUGAGGAAAGGAUAAAUAAUGUCAAAACUUUCAUAAAGUCUAUCAAGCCGGAGUUGGAAGUGCAAGCUGUGCCAAUCACAGAUCCAUUUGGCCCUUCCAUUACAGAUGAGAACUUGGAGGCUGUGAUUGUAAGCAAAGAGACAUUACCGGGAGGAUUGGCUAUAAACAGAAGAAGAGCUGAAAGAGAUCUUUCACAGUUGAAGAUUGAAGUUGUAGAUUUGGUCUCUGGAGAAUCAGGUGAAAUUAAGCUGAGUUCAUCAAUGCUACGGAAGAUUGAGGCUGAAAGGGCUAAACAACAAAACACGAUGUUCCGUUUUCUUAAUCCUUACUUUGUAUCUUGUUUUGUUGGUAUUUUUGCAGUUGGGAAUUUCCAAAAUUUUGCAAAGAUGAAUGAUUUGAUGACAAAGUCGUUCCUAAGUUAUGUGGAACUAAAGAAACAGGCUCGCAAGGACCUUGAAGACGACGAUCUUGACCUUGAAGCAGGGAAACUCAACCCCACGGAAGACCGCAACCUCUCUCAGUUCUUCCAAGAAGUUGAAGCAAUCAAGGUUGAAAUGGAAGAGAUCUCCAAUCUCUUAUUUGAUCUUCAGCAACUAAAUGAAGAGGCAAAGUGCACCCACGGUGCCAAAGUUCUCCGUGGCCUAAGGGACCGGAUGGAGUCCGACAUGGUUGCCGUGCUUCGCAAGGCACGGACCAUCAAGGCAAUGCUUGAGGUUCUUGACCAAUCCAACAUAGCCAAUCGUAGUUUGUCAGAAUCCUACAAAGAGGGGAGCCCCAUUGACAGGACCAGAAUGUCUGUCACAAAUGGUUUGAGGGUCAAGCUUAGGGACAUGAUGAAUGACUUUCUGUCCUUGAGGGACAAGAUUCUAUCUGAUCACAAGGAAGAUUUGAAGAGAAGGUACUAUACCGCGACUGGUGAGGUUCCUACUGAGGAGGUCAUGGAGAAGAUGGUUUCUGGGAGUCUCAAAGUUGAGUUUCUGGCUGGGAAAACGGAUGCUGAUUUGGGCACUCAGGUUAGGCAUGAGGCAGUGAUGGAUAUCCAGAGGAGUUUGAAUAAGCUUCACCAAGUUUUUCUUGAUAUGGCUAUUCUGGUUGAGACACAAGGAGAAAAGUUGGAUAACAUUGAGGAUAAUGUGGUUAAUGCUGGUAACUUUAUCCAUGGUGGGACUAAUAGUCUUUACUAUGCCGACCAGAUGAAGAAGAAGAACAGAAAAUGGUUGUGUUGGGUUUUUGCUGUGGGGCUGAUUAUACUACUCGUAUGCAUCAUUGCAAUGUUGUCUUCUUGACUUGAGCAAUUUGGAAAGGGUGGUUUAGAGUUACGAGACUGUAAAGCUACUUUCAUUUCCUCUUUAACAGUUUCAAUUGUUCUUGUAUUGUUGGGAGCAGUUCUGUUAAUUGAUUCAAAUUUGUUCAUGAGAACUAAAAUUUGCUGAAUAGAAUUGAUUUUGUUGAUUCGUUUACUGAA
This is a messenger RNA of Glycine soja, 1775 nucleotides long. Its product is annotated as syntaxin-112-like. The record is from RefSeq and is a predicted model, not a curated record. Gene Ontology annotation, cellular component: plasma membrane; endomembrane system; SNARE complex. The transcript is spliced from 7 exons. Gene Ontology annotation, biological process: vesicle fusion; exocytosis; intracellular protein transport. Lineage: Eukaryota; Viridiplantae; Streptophyta; Magnoliopsida; Fabales; Fabaceae. Gene Ontology annotation, molecular function: pantetheine-phosphate adenylyltransferase activity; dephospho-CoA kinase activity; SNARE binding. Bases 85 to 1596 code for a protein of 503 amino acids.